Molecule: messenger RNA, 3213 nt
Organism: Xenopus laevis (African clawed frog)
Lineage: Eukaryota; Metazoa; Chordata; Amphibia; Anura; Pipidae
Gene: prpf39.2.L
Product: pre-mRNA-processing factor 39
Exons: 14
Coding region: 102-2090 (662 amino acids)
Source: RefSeq, a predicted model, not a curated record
AUCAUUGUAAGCGGCACCGCAACACUUCUUAUCGAUUCGCCAGAGGCAAGAGCGGCGGAAUUGCUUGAAGCGCCUGCCUUGUCUGACGUCACUUAGGCAAGAUGGCGACUGACUGGAGGUUGCCGAAAGCUGUAUGUGCAGAAGCUGAAAUUCCCUUUACCACUGAGGAGAGUGAUGAUGAGGGUGAACCCAUUGUUCCAAAAGAGCCAGAACUGGCGCCUGAGUUUAAAGUCCUUUGGCAAGAAGCCACGGAGAACCCAUACAACUUCAACGGCUGGACAAAAGUGUUGGAGUAUGUUGAGACAGCGAAUAACCUUGCAGCAGGCAGAAAAGUCUAUGAUGCUUUUCUCACACGGUUUCCAUAUUGUUAUGGGUACUGGAAGAAAUAUGCUGACCUAGAACUUCAGUUCCAUAAUACAACUGAGACUGAGGAGGUCUACAGCCGGGCACUGCAGUCUAUUCCACUUAGUUUGGAUUUGUGGAUAAACUACAUAGCAUUUCUCAAUAACAGCUUGGAUACAACACUGCCGGAAACCACUGAGAAACUGCAAGGAGCUUUCCGAUCUGGUGCUGCUGCUGCAGGCAUGGAAUUCCGCUCAGACAAAUUCUGGGAAAUGUAUAUCGAAUGGGAGACACGGCAAGGAAACCUCGCAAGAGCCACAGCAGUCUAUGAUCAAGUACUUAGUAUCCCCACCCAGCUGUACAGGCAGCAUCAUGAAAGAUUUUCGCAACAUGUCUCUACCAAUUCACCUCAUGAACUUCUUAGUCAAGAGGAAUAUAAGUGGAUCUGCUCCAAAAUCAAGGCUGAUGGGGAAAAUGAUCAACUCGCUGCAGAAGACUCCCCGUCUGGGGAUGAUCAGGAGAACCCAGAGGAUGCUACAGAUCCCGAAUUGCAGUCAAAAAUUAAAGCACAAGUCUUAACGAUAAGGGAUCAGUUAUUUCUCCUUAAUGAAGCAGAGGUCAGGAAACGGUGGAAUUAUGAAGAGGCGAUCACUCGUCCGUAUUUUCACGCAACACCAUUAGAUCACACCCAGUUGCAAAACUGGCGAAAAUACCUGGAGUUUGAAAUCUCUCAAGGUCGCCACGAGCGCAUUGUGACAUUGUAUGAACGAUGCCUGGUGGCCUGUGCAUUAUAUGAGGAAUUCUGGCUGGCUUAUGUCCAGUAUAUGGAGCCUCAUUCUAUUGAAGCUGCCCGUUGUAUAUUGCAACGAGCAUGUUGCAUUCAUUUGCCUUUAAAACCUACUCUGAGCUUACACUGGUCGGCGUUUGAGGAGAAGCAUGGACAAACGAACACUUCACGUUCAAUAUUGCGUGACCUGGAAAAUUUGAUGCCUGGGCUUGCCAUGGUUCGGUUAAGACGUGUGAGCCUGGAGAGGCGGACUGGGAAUUUAGAAGAGGCCGAACGUCUUUUGGAGGAAGCUGUAGAGAACAGUUUGGGUACAGAUCUAGCUGCCUUUUACUCCAUCAAGUUGGCAAGGCUAUUGCUAAAGCUUCAAGGAAACACAGAGAAGGCAAGAAAGGUUCUAACUGAAGCACUGGAGAGAGAACCAGAUAAUCCACGGCUGCACUUCUGUUUGCUCGAGCUUGAGGUGUCCAGAGAGGCCUCACAGGAAGAGGCAGAAGUAUUAUUAUGUGUGGAACGUGCGCUCAAAAGCAGUCUUUCGGAUGACAUCAAGAAAAUUAUGUCGCAAAGACGUCUCGAAUUCUUAGAAGACCAUGGCUCCAGUAUUACCAGUAUCCUUAGUGCCUAUGACGAGCAUCAAAAUUUACUGCAACAGGAAGAACUGAAGAGGGAGGCAGAGAAUGGGAGUGAAGAUGAAACAGAAGAAAAAAAACCCAAAACAGAAACAACAGUCGUUCACAUAUCCGCACCCCCUGUGCAUGUUAGCCGUAACCCUUUACUUCCUCGUCCUAUCAAUUACAAUACCCCACUUCCUUCUCCUGUAGUUUCAGCACCACCUUAUAGGCCAAUGAUGGGACCUCAUUUCAGACCGCCACCACAACCGUUCAGCUAUGGACCCUGGUAUCAGGGCUAUGCUGCAUAUAACCCAGCCCCAUGGAAUUACAACAGAUUUUAUCAUCCACAUUGAACAAACCAAUGAGUUUAUGCCUUGCAGGAGGCAACUUUAUGGGAACUGAUGGGCCGGGCCAGGAAGUAAUGAGAAGAUAGAGACUGAGCUUUCUUGUCACCAACUGCUUUCUUAUCAUUGGAAGAGAAUUGAUUCCUGCAUGGUACAGGAGCCUUUUCAUUAUUAGCCGAGGUUCUGUUUUGCUGAGCAUGUACCUUAAGGUUUCAAAAGCACCAUUACACAUACACAGUCUGAUUAUUUGUGUUGAAAACAAAUGUAAGUCCUGUAUAUAAGUUACAGCCGGCCAGUAGUGACUGUGAUGUUAUCACCAUCCCACUGUUGAUGAGAUAUGGACUAGGGAUGCACUGAAUCCAGGAUUCGGCCUUUUUCAGCAGGAUUCGGCCGAACCAAAUGCUAAUUUGCAUAUGCAAAUUAGGGGCGGACGGGCGGGAAAUCUCGUGACUUCUUGUCACAAAACAAGGAAGUAAAUUUUUCCCUUCACACACCUAAUUUGCAUAUGCAAAUUAGGAUUCGGUAUUUGGCCGAAUCUUUCACAAAGGAUUCGGGGGUUCGGCCGAAUCCAAAAUAGUGGAUUCGGUGCAUCCCUAAUAUGGACCAAUAAAGUUGGAGGAUUCUAGAUUAACAUCUAAGCUAUGACUUCUUCUCCGAUUUUGGAACAUUAAGUGGGGAAUGCAAUCUUGUUUGAGUACAUAGUAAAAAAAAAAAACAAAAAACAAACAAAGGUGUCAUAAUUUAUUUCCUGAAAACAAUGUAGUACAGAUAUUAUGGAUUAUUUUCAUAAUGUUCAGAAUCAUAAGGUUUGUUCCCUUCCAGCAGCAAGUAUUUUCUGGUGUGUGCGUUACUCUUGUUGCACUUCAGAUUUCUCAUCCGUAAAAAAACCCCCAAACAAUAGUCACAUUCUUCUCAGUCAAAAUCCCUUUUCUGCUAGCCAUGUCUGCAGUUCUUUAUCAUGGUAUCCUUUUAUUCUGAUUGUACCACUAAUCUCAUUGACUUGCGUAGGAGGAGUUUUCCCAGUCAGUUGUGUCAGAAAAUUUCGCACUUCCAGUUCCAGGGCCUACACAAAGAAAAUGAAGGUGUUUUCAUACAAGUAGACUUUUAUAUUAAAGAAAAGAAAAACGCUUUA